Hippopotamus amphibius kiboko is the source of this 3278-nucleotide messenger RNA. It is a transcript of the gene FBXL20, whose product is annotated as F-box and leucine rich repeat protein 20. The transcript is spliced from 15 exons. The record is from RefSeq and is a predicted model, not a curated record. Gene Ontology annotation, biological process: SCF-dependent proteasomal ubiquitin-dependent protein catabolic process. Gene Ontology annotation, cellular component: SCF ubiquitin ligase complex. The coding region runs from base 361 to 1677 and encodes 438 amino acids. Gene Ontology annotation, molecular function: protein binding. Lineage: Eukaryota; Metazoa; Chordata; Mammalia; Artiodactyla; Hippopotamidae.
GCGGCGGAAGGGCGGGGGAAGCCAAGGCCUUUCAGCCUCACCCGCCCCCACCUCCACCAAAACGCGCCCCUCCCCCAGCUAAAGGAAUGGUCGCCCAGCUCCUGCACUGCACCCCCUGACCCCAAGGCUCGAGUUGCGGCCUCGCCGCACGUCCCCGGAGCAGAGGACGGCGCAAUUGUCCCCGGUCCUCCUGAUCCAUGCACAGGGAGAUCCACGCCCCACAGCGGCCCCCCAAGCCUCCCUGCAACACCCGGUAAUGCAAUCCACGGGGGCGGGGGAGGCGGCGGCGGCGGCGGCGGCGGCGGCGGCGGCAGCGGCAGCAGCACUGCCCCAAUCUACAGACAACCAGAGAGGAGGAAAAUGGCUCCAAGCAGGGACCGCCUGCUGCACUUUGGGUUCAAGGCGACAAUGUUCUCAAAUAGCGAUGAAGCUGUAAUCAAUAAAAAACUUCCCAAAGAGCUCCUAUUACGGAUAUUUUCUUUUCUGGAUGUUGUUACCUUGUGUCGCUGUGCUCAGGUCUCCAGGGCCUGGAAUGUUCUGGCUCUGGAUGGCAGUAACUGGCAGCGAAUUGACCUGUUUGAUUUCCAGAGGGAUAUUGAGGGCCGGGUAGUGGAGAAUAUUUCAAAAAGGUGUGGGGGCUUUUUACGAAAGUUAAGUCUUCGUGGGUGUCUUGGAGUAGGAGACAACGCAUUAAGGACCUUUGCACAAAACUGUAGGAACAUUGAAGUACUGAAUCUCAACGGGUGUACAAAGACUACAGAUGCUACAUGUACUAGCCUUAGCAAGUUCUGUUCCAAACUCAGGCACCUUGACUUGGCUUCCUGUACAUCAAUAACAAACAUGUCUCUAAAAGCUCUGAGUGAGGGAUGUCCACUGUUGGAGCAAUUAAACAUUUCCUGGUGUGACCAAGUAACCAAGGAUGGUAUCCAAGCACUAGUGAGAGGCUGUGGAGGUCUUAAAGCCUUAUUCUUAAAAGGCUGCACACAGCUAGAAGAUGAAGCUCUCAAGUACAUAGGUGCACACUGUCCUGAACUGGUGACUUUGAACUUACAGACUUGCUUACAAAUCACAGAUGAAGGUCUCAUUACUAUAUGCAGAGGGUGCCAUAAGUUACAGUCCCUCUGUGCCUCUGGCUGCUCCAACAUCACAGAUGCCAUCCUGAACGCUUUAGGUCAGAACUGCCCACGGCUUAGAAUAUUAGAAGUGGCAAGGUGUUCUCAAUUAACAGACGUAGGCUUUACCACUCUGGCCAGGAAUUGCCAUGAGCUUGAAAAGAUGGACCUGGAAGAGUGUGUUCAGAUAACAGAUAGUACAUUAAUCCAACUCUCUAUACACUGUCCUCGACUUCAAGUAUUGAGUCUGUCUCACUGUGAGCUGAUCACAGAUGAUGGAAUUCGUCACCUGGGGAAUGGGGCCUGCGCCCAUGACCAGCUGGAGGUGAUUGAACUGGACAACUGCCCCCUAAUCACAGAUGCAUCCCUGGAGCACUUGAAGAGCUGUCACAGCCUUGAGCGGAUAGAACUCUAUGACUGCCAGCAAAUCACACGGGCUGGAAUCAAGAGACUCAGGACCCAUUUACCCAAUAUUAAAGUCCACGCCUACUUCGCACCUGUCACUCCACCCCCAUCAGUAGGGGGCAGCAGACAGCGCUUCUGCAGAUGCUGCAUCAUCCUAUGACAAUGGAGGUGGUCAGCCUUGGUGAACUGAAUAUUUAAUGACACUUCUAGAGUUACCGUGGAUCUCCAUUGGAAGCGACCCCAGUGUUCCAGGCAAAGGUUACGAAGUGAGGGCAGCGUCCAGAUCCCCAGAGCCACACAUACAUGCGCGUACCCACCCUCACCCCCACCCACUCUGUCUCUGUGACCAGGGGACUGAGUUCGUGCUGGCUUUAUCACGUGGAUUGGUGAAACUUAACCAUUCCUGUUGGAUGUGCCCAGAAGAAAAUCAUAAGCAAGGUAGACGGAAGGGGGCAUUCCAGCAAACCCAGUGUUACUGCUACUGUGGUUUCUUUAUUUACUUAAGGGGUUUCUUUGGCAAUUUUGAAACAGCAACUGCAGUCCUCUGGGGUCAAGGAACGCAUAAAAAAACAAUACAUGUUGUAUCCAGGGACCAGAGAGAAAAUGUCUUUGCAUCCUAUCAAUGGUAGCCAUCCAUUGUAAGAUGACUACAGAGCUUCUGUGCUUCCUUGUUCCCAUGCCAACAUGCUGAACAUGCUCACAGAGAAGGCUUGUCCAUUCCUCCUCCUGUGUUUUAGUAUUUGGCCCAGAGGUUUCCUAAAUGGUUGCAUUGAAAUCGCUGUGGUCCAAAUGUGAUGAGCUAUUCACUCAAAUUGUCACUUUCUGUAGCACACUGUAUACCUGUCUUUCAUUCUCUGUUGCUCCCUCCUGCACUCUUGCUUGGUCUGUCAUCUGUUCAUAGUCUGCUUACUCACACUCAGUUGUUACUCCUUUGCUGCUGUUGUGUUUACAGUUUGCAUUUUGGAUGAUUAGUUGGGGUUACCAAACAUUUUUAAAAGAGACAUUAUCAAUAAAUAUUUUUUUAAUUCUAAAUUUUACCAUUAGGGGACCCUGCCUGAAUCUUUGCCAGUCUGAAGGGAAACUAUAACAAAAGCAAGAAAGAUUAUGAGAAGAAAUUGAGCUAAGACUAUUUUGAUGAAAACAAACUUUGCCUCUUGGUUUCUGUUAUAUCUUGUGAUAAAUGAUAAUAUGCAUGAUGCGCCCCGUAUUCCCCCUGCACAUUUUUCCUUCCGUCUAACUUAAUGAGGAGAGAGAGAUGCAUUAUUAGGAAAGGGUGGAAUGGCAAAUCCCAAAACUGAACCUGAAAGCCGCCGUCACCCAAGCUCAGACAUGUCGUGUAUUCACCAAAAUCUAGGUGUGAUCAGUGGCAUCUCAGAUGUGUGUCUGUGAAGUUUGUUCUGCUUUAGCAGGAAUGCUGCUAGAGGAGUUGUGCAGUUGAGCUGGGCAGUUUCUCUUUUUUCCCCCCGUUUCAGCCUAUCAGGGAUUCAAGAAUGACCCUAUCACAGCUGGUCAACUGUACGUCAGUGUUGAUGGUAUCAUAUCUAAUGUUGGAGCCUCAAAGGACCAGAACCUCUUGGCCGUAUCUCUCUUGCGCUACAGAGUUUCUGUGAAUGAAAUGCCAGAGUAGCCAGAUGAAGGCAUUGGGGCAGCAGAAAGAGCACAUUGAAAGGAAGUAGGGGGUUCAGUGUCUCUUCCCACUGUGGUCACCAGAGCUGAGGGCAAGGUCUUCAGUGCCCAUGAUUCAAAGAAGAAACUACCCCC